UCGCCACUGUCACUCUUCUGGCGCUCUCUGCUUCCAUCAAUCAAAAACUCUAGAGAGAGAAAGUGACACUUUUGGAGAGAGAAAGAGAAACCCAACUUCACUUUCCUCUUCUUUCCGCUGUACACUUACCACCGGAAUCAAAAGGCCGGAGUCUUUAGGGUUUCUUCUUCUCUGCUGCAACUUGGAAGCUAGCAAAGAGCAUCGUUUUGCUGUAGAGCUUUUGAAAAUUACAUGAAAAAUGGUGGAUUCCUCAGAAGAAUCAAGUUAGGAAAAAAAAAGUUGGGGAUGGAAAUCUGGCGAUGAUGGAAGAAGAACUGGGAAAAGUGAUUGAAUUUGGCUUUAAUCCCAUGAAAAAUGAAUUGGGUUUGUGUUUGAUUAAUCUCUGAGUAAAGAGAAGAGCAUGGUCAUUGGUUGUAACGAUAUGUAUGAACAUUGAAGGGGCUCGUAGCGUAGUUGGUUAAUAGCAUUCGCCCUUGCAUUCGAGCUCCGGUGUUUGAUUUCACCCUCCCCAGUAUCACUUGUAUCAGAAAGCUUUAUGAUACCUCGAAUGGCAGAGGGGAAAGAUCUUAGAUGGUUUUCUGGGCACACUCAUUUGAAGAUGUCUUGGGUUCAGCAUCAAAUCCAGGUUAAAGAUGGUUAUUUGAGCUACCCUCCUCCUUUUUCUCUUCAAUCUUCACCCCCAUAUGCUGGAGCUUUUCGUAGUGAAUCGAACUCGAAUCCAUCACCACCGUCAUCAGCCGGUUCAAGAAUUAGUCCCGCUUUGCUUUUUAUAAUAGUGAUUCUGGCUGUGCUGUUUUUCAUCUCCGGUUUGCUCCACCUGCUCGUUCGAUUUCUUACUAAGCACCCGUCUUCCUCAGCAGCUUCUCAGUCUAAUAGGUACCCAGAAAUGUCUACUGCUGAUGUUCUUCAGAGACAGCUGCAGCAGCUCUUCCACCUUCAUGAUUCCGGUCUAGAUCAAGCUUUUAUAGAUGCACUACCUGUUUUCCAGUAUCGUGAUAUUGUGGGUGCGAAAGAGCCGUCCGAUUGUUCUGUUUGCCUUUGUGAGUUUACCGAGAAGGACAAGCUCAGAUUGCUCCCUACGUGUAACCAUGCUUUCCAUAUCAACUGUAUAGAUACUUGGCUGCUAUCAAAUUCAACAUGUCCUCUUUGUAGGAGUACCCUUUUUAAUCCCGAGUAUUCGAUUGAAAACCCAAUUUUUGAUUUUGAUGACUAUAGAGAAGAAGAAGGGUAUCCUGGUAAUGGAGAAAACGGGUUUGCUUCAAGGCAAAAAACCGUGGACAUUGACGAAAUUGUUGUCGAUAAGGGGAUCUUGCCUGUGAGACUCGGCAAAUUUAGAAAGGUAGAUGCUGAGGUAGAGGAGACAGGAGGAGGAGAGGGUAGUAGCAGUAGAUUGGAUGCAAGAAGAUGUUUUUCAAUGGGUUCGUAUCAGUAUGUGCUUAACGAUUCAGAACUUCGGGUUCCCUUAUCAAAUGAUCAACUAGGCCGCAAUGUAAGGCCAACAAGAGGGAUAGAAAACAGUGGUAAUCUUUCAAUUGAUAGUGACAUGGAGGGAAAGAAGAUCAGCAGUGUGACUAAGGGUGAAAGCUACUCUGUUUCCAAGAUCUGGCUCUGGUCGAAGAAGGGCAAGUUUUCAAGCUCGAUAGAUACUCAGAUGGGCAUGCCUUCGUCUCUUAACACAGACUUGCCAUGGAUGAAUAGAACGCAACCAGAAUGAGAGGGACAGGGAAGCUGAAGAGUGCAGAAAGUGGGGAUCCAUGAAAGCUGUGUGACAGACUGACAGAAUCUUUUGCUUCUUGGGAAAUGAGACCUUUUAUUCAAAAAUUGGGUGUAGUAGGUGCUCACUUUUUUCGACCCGACUUCUCUGUCAUUCCUGUUCUUAUACAUUCUUAUAUCAUCCUAUUUUGUACGAUUACGAUUAAAUUAUAUAAAUAUUUUAUGUUGAUUUUUUUA
Molecule: messenger RNA, 1950 nt
Organism: Pyrus x bretschneideri (Chinese white pear)
Lineage: Eukaryota; Viridiplantae; Streptophyta; Magnoliopsida; Rosales; Rosaceae
Product: RING-H2 finger protein ATL46-like
Exons: 3
Coding region: 536-1714 (392 amino acids)
Source: RefSeq, a predicted model, not a curated record